UCUGAUAAAUAACGAAUGGCCAAAUAUGCGUUCAAAACGCCCAGCAUGCGCCAGCCUUACAAGCACAGGCUUUCGAUCUUCGCACGUAAGAAAACAGUCGCUGUCCAUCGGCCGCGAGGGCCGGGUGUCAUUCGAAACCGAACUUUGUAUUCGAAAUUCGAAACUGGGAGUUCGAGUCGCGAGUGUUUUGUUUUCAGUGCUUCGAAGUGUUUGUUUUCGAGAAGGAGGCAAAGAAUUCAGCUAGUUCGUACAACAAAAAAAUGCGGGCCUGUUCAACGUGACAGUUCAAAAGGAACCACCAAGAUGUCGUUCAAACAGCUCACAAACAACACUAUCGCUAAGGCCUACAACCAUCUGUUUGUGGAACUAGCAGAUCCUCGCACCAACGACUGGUUUCUCAUCACCAGCCCGAUCCCAGGGCUGACCAUCCUCUACCUGUACCUGAAGUUCGUCAGAACAUGGGGCCCCCGCUACAUGGCCGACAGGCCUCCCUUCCAGUUUCAGAAGACGCUCAUCGUGUAUAACUUCUUGCAGGUGCUUGUUAGCUGCUGGCUGUUCCAUGAGGGUCUAGAUGCGGGCUGGCUCCGAACAUACAGUUGGAAAUGCCAACCCGUCGACUUCUCAGAUAGCCCGGAAGCGAUGCGAGUGGCCCGAGGAGUCUACGUGUACUUCCUAGCGAAGAUGUCGGAGCUCCUGGACACGGUGUUCUUCGUGCUCCGCAAGAAGGACCGCCAGAUCACCUUCCUCCACAUGUACCAUCACACCGUCAUGCCCAUGAUAUCCUGGGGAGCGACUAAAUACUACCCCGGCGGGCACGGCACGCUCAUCGGCGUGAUCAACUCGUUCGUGCACAUCAUCAUGUACUCCUACUACAUGCUCGCUGCCAUGGGACCCAAGUACCAGCGGCUGUGCUGGUGGAAGUCUUACAUCACUACUUUACAAAUGGUCCAGUUCUGCAUAGCAUUCCUCCACUCCUCCCAGCUGCUCUUCUACGACUGCGGCUACCCUCGCUGGUCCGUCGUCUUCACUCUUCCCAACUCUAUCUUCUUCUACUAUCUCUUCUGGGACUUCUACGACAAAGCCUAUAAGAAACCUGAAGCCAAUGGUGCUAAAUCUAAUGGGCGCGUCAAAGAUGGCGUUAAAAAUCAUAAACAAAUGGAAAGCAAUGGGAUUAACAGGAGUAAUAAUAAAAAAGUGAAGUGAAUUGUAUACUGUUUAUGGCGUAUAAAAGAGCUAAGGCAGUUUAAACCUUGACUCUUGUCUUAUUUAGAAAAAAAAAUGCAAAAGGAAAGGUCAUAAAUUGUUGUUUCUGACCUAAAUUGCAUGCUCCUAUGCAGCAAUUGAAUGGUAACAAAUUCGUUUGCCUUGUUUUUAAAUGUACCAUUUAAUGUUGUACCUAGAUUAUUUUGGGUCGAUUACAAAAAAAUGUUUUAAAGAUAAAUUAUUAAAUUUUUGAGGCAAGAUUGGUUUACAGACGAUUAUACCAAUUGCGCAAAUUAGUAGCUUUACUUAAUAAGUCACCAUUUGUUUAUUGCUUAAGACAACUAAUGAAAAUCAUGAAAAAAAAUAAUAAUACACGCCAUGUAGAUUUGUAAAUAAAAUGUUAUUCAACUGUUUACAUAAUAAAGCACAAUCCUUGUUUACAUUGUACAUAAAGGCAUUUUAAGUAGGUAUAAAUUAGAAUGUUUUAAAUAUAAACGCAUGCUCAAUGUACUUAUUUAAAAUGUAAUAUUAAUUGUAUAAUUGUUUAUUAUUUUCACUGUGUAAAACACGGCCUUCAGGGGCCCACUGAUUAGUGAUUACUGAUUACCAGUUCGCCGGACGAUAUCUGCCUGUCA
Messenger RNA from Cydia pomonella (codling moth), 1838 nucleotides. RefSeq names its product elongation of very long chain fatty acids protein 7-like. Gene Ontology annotation, molecular function: fatty acid elongase activity. NCBI's taxonomy places the organism in Eukaryota, Metazoa, Arthropoda, Insecta, Lepidoptera, Tortricidae. The record is from RefSeq and is a predicted model, not a curated record. The transcript has 7 exons. The coding region runs from base 16 to 1203 and encodes 395 amino acids. Gene Ontology annotation, biological process: fatty acid elongation, monounsaturated fatty acid; very long-chain fatty acid biosynthetic process; fatty acid elongation, saturated fatty acid. Gene Ontology annotation, cellular component: endoplasmic reticulum membrane.